AGCCGCGAGGGAAGAAGAGGGGAGGAGCCUUGCUGUUCUAUCUGUCAAAGACGGAGGACUCCCUGUUUCCUCCGUCUCAUCCGACUUCGCAAUGACUGCUCACAGCUUCGCGCUGCCCAUCAUCCUCUUCUCGAUCUUCUGGGGGCUCGUGGGAUUCGCGGGACCCUGGCUCGUGCCCAAGGGACCCAACCGAGGAGUAAUUAUUACUAUGCUGGUUACCACUGCUAUUUGCUGCUACCUCUUCUGGCUUAUAGCAAUCCUAGCCCAGGCCAACCCACUAUUUGGACCUCAGCUGAAGAAUGAGACUAUCUGGUAUGUGCGCUUCCUGUGGGAGUGACCUGUACCACUGCAGACUGAUCCAACAGGCUUCUUUCUGAUGAUAGCUGCAGCUCCAUCUCUUGUGUCCUCCAGAACCAACCCAAUGAAUAUUUUGCAGCCUCAUGUCCCCACAGCAGUAGAUCGAAGAGCACAUUAAGGGACCAUUUUACAUGUUCUACUAUUCUCUUCCCUGUUGUUCUUUACUGAUGCAUCUUGAGGGGGUGGGGAUCUACCCUUGAUUUCAUUUUGUAACUUGUCUUUCUCCCUUGCCAGCUGAUUAACAUUUUGCAUUCUGUAAGUCUUGUGAUCACCAUCAAGGCAGAGUGUUCUGAUAUCCCCUUGCCCAAGACACAAAGAUCCUUCCUUACCUUUAAAUGAUACUAGCCUACUAGUCCAUCUUUGUCCAGUUCUGCAGAGGCUACUGGGUUAGAGCGCAUUCGCCUAGACUUCCCUCUUAUUCUUAUUUUAAAUACUUAUACCCAGCCCCUUCAAUACACUAUUGCUCGGGGUGGCUGCUCUUCUCCUGUAUUAUGAGAGUCUAUAUGUAUUUAUGUGGUGUAAACUUGUAUUGUGAAAAUAAAGUUUUUAGAAUGUGA
Messenger RNA from Hemicordylus capensis (graceful crag lizard), 914 nucleotides. Its product is annotated as V-type proton ATPase subunit e 2. Gene Ontology annotation, biological process: proton transmembrane transport. NCBI's taxonomy places the organism in Eukaryota, Metazoa, Chordata, Lepidosauria, Squamata, Cordylidae. Gene Ontology annotation, cellular component: proton-transporting V-type ATPase, V0 domain. Gene Ontology annotation, molecular function: proton-transporting ATPase activity, rotational mechanism. The record is from RefSeq and is a predicted model, not a curated record. Bases 92 to 337 code for a protein of 81 amino acids. The transcript is spliced from 4 exons.